AUGAAAGUCUCGGCCGCCUUCUUCAUUGCCGGCGGUGCCCUCACUGCCACCGCCCAGUCCACCGGAAAGGCCACUGCAUCCGCCUCUGACCUAGCUUGCCCGACAGCAAACGGCCGAAACUACACCAUCGCCAGCUCAAAGUUUAGACUCGACUGCAACAAGGACUACUAUGGCGGCGACAUGGCGAAGGGGCUGGUAUGGGUUGCGAGUAUCGAGGCGUGCAUGGCGCAGUGCGGAGCUACCGACGGCUGCGUCGUUUUUGCAUACGUACCGGGCUCUGGCAUCAGGCCGUGCUAUCUCAAGAACAAGCUGAGGACUGGUGUUGGCUCUACGACUGUUUGGAGCGGUGUCAAGAUUAGUGGAAACUUGGGUAGCAGCACUAAUGCGACUGCGCCAACCACGCCUGUUGUCAGUAGUACUAAGCCGGCUACGAGUACAGCUGCUUCCAACUCGACUACCAAGCCUGCUUCGACUACCGCCGCUACUAAUAGCACUAAACCCGCUUCGACAACAGCCCCAUUGAAUUCAGCGGCACACUUCUCCAACACCACGUCUAGCGUGGCUACUAAGCCGACUGUUGUCUCCGAGCACGGUUCUUGCGGCAUUCGCAACGGACAGACGUGUCUCGGGUCACUCUUCGGCGAUUGCUGUAGCCAGUGGGGAUACUGCGGUUCCAGAGAGCCAUGGUGCGGAGAGGGCUGCGAUCCGAAAUACGGCAAGUGCGGUCUGAACGCUACAUCCCCCUUUCUGGGUUCAACGAAGUUGACUACGACCCUUACGUCGACCAUCUCCUCGAGUACCGUGACGGUUAUGCACACGGUCGUUAAUGACCACGAUGAGGACGACGAGGACGAUGGCAUGCCGUCCUCCACACGACCAACGCCUACAACAGGGGCUUCUGGCAACGCGAAUGCUUCGGACAAGCCUUCUACACCAUCCGGCUCGGUCUCCCCAACUGUCACGGUCACCAUCACAGCCGGCUGCUCGCUCAGUCUACCCUCCACAACCGCCGCACCUUCCACAACAGUGAGCCCCGCCACGCAAUCCGACGUCACCCGCGUCCCCGCCAUCCUCGCCGCCAUGAACUUCACCCUGGCCUCCAACACCAGCAUCCCCCUCUCCAACCUGUCCUCCACCCCAACACCUCCCACAUCCAGCGUUGCAGCCGCCUCAGGCACCUCCCCCACCUCCACCGCCGCAGCCGCCUUCCCCACCGCCCUCGGCGUCCUCUUCCCCUACCCCUUCAAAAUCCAGGCAAACUACAACGGCAAGAAAAUCGGUUAUUUGACGCUCUCGACUUUCUCACUAACCGUAACACCCGACCUCGCACCCGCCACCGAGUUCAAGUACACAAACAAGGGCUACCUGCUCGCCUACCCCGCUGCAGGCGGUGCGCCACUCUUCUGCACCGCGGCCGCGGCUUCUAAUUCCGAUCAAGCGGGCGGCGCGGUGAUUGAGAUGCAGCCCGCGAGCGCGGUGCUGAGUAAGGAGGGGAGGAUGGGUGAGGAACUGGUCAAUUGGAGCCUGAAGAGUGAUAGGGGAUUAGCGGCGAAGUCGUUCAGUCUGGGGGCAGAGGUGUUGAUGGUUUGUGAGGAGGGGGGCAAGGGGGUUAGGAUUGGGAAGAGUGUGGGGAGGGGGUGUGGGGCAGUUAAGUUGGAGGCGGUGUAUCAUUAUUAG
This is a messenger RNA of Coniosporium apollinis CBS 100218, 1677 nucleotides long. RefSeq lists its product as uncharacterized. The record is from RefSeq and is a predicted model, not a curated record. Gene Ontology annotation, cellular component: extracellular region. The transcript has a single exon. The coding region runs from base 1 to 1677 and encodes 558 amino acids. Gene Ontology annotation, biological process: proteolysis. Lineage: Eukaryota; Fungi; Ascomycota; Dothideomycetes. Gene Ontology annotation, molecular function: chitin binding; protein binding.